This is a messenger RNA of Oryza sativa Japonica Group (Japanese rice), 1496 nucleotides long. The record is from RefSeq and is a predicted model, not a curated record. NCBI's taxonomy places the organism in Eukaryota, Viridiplantae, Streptophyta, Magnoliopsida, Poales, Poaceae.
UCAGUUCCGCACAAACACAAAUUAACCUCCUCCUCUUCUUCUUCUUCCGCUCUCUAGCUUUGCUUUGCUUGCUUCAUCAAACCCCACACACGCACACAACAACAACAAGAGUAAUCAAAGUAGAAGAAGAUGGUUUCGGCCUUGUUGCGGACGAUCCUGGUGACGGGCGGCGCCGGCUACAUCGGCAGCCACACCGUCCUCCAGCUUCUCCAACUCGGCUUCCGCGUUGUCGUCCUCGACAACCUCGACAACGCCUCCGAGCUCGCCAUCCUCCGCGUCAGGGAACUCGCCGGACACAACGCCAACAACCUCGACUUCCGCAAGGUUGACCUCCGCGACAAGCAAGCGUUGGACCAAAUCUUCUCCUCUCAAAGGUUUGAGGCUGUCAUCCAUUUUGCCGGGCUGAAAGCUGUUGGCGAGAGCGUGCAGAAGCCCCUGCUUUACUACGACAACAACCUCAUCGGCACCAUCACUCUCCUGCAGGUCAUGGCCGCACAUGGCUGCACCAAGCUGGUGUUCUCAUCAUCCGCAACUGUCUACGGGUGGCCCAAGGAGGUGCCCUGCACUGAAGAAUCCCCACUUUGUGCAAUGAACCCCUACGGCAGAACAAAGCUGGUAAUCGAAGACAUGUGCCGGGAUCUGCAUGCCUCAGACCCAAACUGGAAGAUCAUACUGCUCCGAUACUUCAACCCUGUUGGAGCUCACCCAAGCGGGUACAUUGGUGAGGACCCCUGCGGCAUCCCAAACAACCUCAUGCCCUUCGUCCAGCAGGUCGCUGUUGGCAGGAGGCCGGCCCUUACCGUCUAUGGAACCGACUACAACACCAAGGAUGGAACUGGGGUUCGUGACUAUAUCCAUGUUGUUGAUCUAGCGGAUGGUCAUAUCGCCGCGUUAAGGAAGCUCUAUGAAGAUUCUGAUAGAAUAGGAUGUGAGGUGUACAAUCUGGGCACUGGAAAGGGGACAUCUGUGCUGGAAAUGGUUGCAGCAUUCGAGAAAGCUUCUGGAAAGAAAAUCCCGCUUGUAUUUGCUGGACGAAGGCCUGGAGAUGCCGAGAUCGUUUACGCUCAAACUGCCAAAGCUGAGAAGGAACUGAAAUGGAAGGCAAAAUACGGGGUAGAGGAGAUGUGCAGGGACCUGUGGAAUUGGGCGAGCAAGAACCCCUACGGGUAUGGAUCGCCGGACAGUAGCAACUGAUCCAGCUGAAUAUAGGCGUCCAAUCCUCCAGUAGCAGCAGCAGCAGCAUGACUUCUAUACAUAUAUAUAUAUAAUCAUAAAGAAUGAAGAAACAAAGAAUUCGGACUUGUUGAGUUACUACUACUACUACUACUAAUCCCAUCUGAUGGACCGCAUUGUAUAGGGGGCUUGUAGGGGUCCAGCAGCUUCAUCAUCAGUCUCCUUAGGAGGCCUCUAAUAUAAUCUCCAUAUUUAUGGUAGAAAUAAAUUUUGCCCACCGUGGAAGAACUAUAUAAUAGAAUCAUGAUGAUUUGUUGAUUCAU